AUGCCUGAUCAACCAUUGGCGUGUGGGGAAAUGCAGACGGAGUUGGAGGUCCACGACGGCGUGAGUGCGGGCAAGUACACCAUCGGGUUGGGGCAGGACGAGCUCGGAUUCUGCUGCGACCAGGAGGAUGUCAUCAGCAUGAGCCUGACUGCUGUCCAGCGGUUGCUAGAGAAGAACGGGGUGGACCCAACGCGCAUAGGGCGGUUGGAGGUGGGGACAGAGACGGUGAUCGACAAGAGCAAGUCCAUCAAGACCGCCAUCAUGACUCUCUUCGAGGCCAGCGGCAACGCUGACGUGGAGGGCGUUGAUUCGUGCAACGCGUGCUACGGUGGCACUGCAGCGCUGCUGAACAGUGUCAACUGGGUGGAGGGGUCGUCGUGGGAUGGCCGUUUUGCCAUUGUUGUUGCUGUUGACAGCGCUGUGUACGCGGAGGGCCCAGCGCGGCCAACAGGGGGAGCAGGCGCGGUGGCGAUGCUGGUGGGGCCAGACGCGCCCCUGGCAUUCGAGAGUGGGCUGGCGGGCAGCUAUGCCGCCCAUGCGUACGAUUUUUACAAGCCCAAACUCGCCAGUGAAUACCCUGUGGUGGAUGGCAAGCUAUCGCAGACGUGCUACACUAAGGCGCUCGACCACUGCUACCAACGCUUCUGUGACAAGUACGCCAAGAAGCAUGGCUCUGCGUUCUCAUUGGCUGAUACUGAAUCCGUGGUCUUCCACUCUCCCUACAACAAGCUCGUGCAGAAGAGUCUGGCAAGGCUAGUGUUCAAUGAUGUCAAGAGGGGAGUGAGCAGCUCGUAUCUGGGUGUGGGAGAGGCGGAUGCACUGCAGCCGUUUGUGGGACUGGAGGAAGAGAAGAGCCUCACGGACAGAGACCUGGAGAAGACGGCCAUGCGGGUGGCAGGGCCAGUGUACAGCAGCAAGGUGGGCCCCACCACCCUCGUGGGCAAGCGGGUGGGCAACAUGUACUGCGCCUCGCUCUAUGGCAGCCUCUCAUCGCUUCUUGCACAGCAAGGGCAGCAACUGGUACGUGUGGCGGCUCAAAGCAUGGGCCCUUCUCAUAUUGCUCUUAUCCUACGGCUCUGGCCUCAUGUCGCCGCUCUUCCUCCUCUCCCUCUCUGCCCCCAUCAGGAGGGGCAUCGCAUAUUGCUCUUCUCGUACGGCUCGGGCCUCAUGUCAACGCUCUUCUCGCUUACCGUGCGCCAAGCUGCUGACCCAUUCUCCCUCGCCACACUCACCGCUCAUUUGGACGUGCACCAGCUGCUCGAGUCUCGAACCAAGGUGGGUUUGUGUGCGCGCGUGUGUGAGGGAGGUUGGAUGCUGACAGUGCCCUCUUCAUGCCGUUACCAACCGCACAUUUCAGUGUGCAUUGACUGUCGUCCUUCUCCCUCGCUGCUCUCACACUCACUGCUCAUCUAG
This is a messenger RNA of Closterium sp. Naga37s-1, 1413 nucleotides long. The record is from the annotation of a GenBank genome assembly. Lineage: Eukaryota; Viridiplantae; Streptophyta; Zygnematophyceae; Desmidiales; Closteriaceae.